This is a messenger RNA of Notolabrus celidotus (New Zealand spotty), 1639 nucleotides long. RefSeq names its product SREBF pathway regulator in golgi 1 (gene spring1). The transcript is spliced from 5 exons. The record is from RefSeq and is a predicted model, not a curated record. Gene Ontology annotation, biological process: positive regulation of SREBP signaling pathway. NCBI's taxonomy places the organism in Eukaryota, Metazoa, Chordata, Actinopteri, Labriformes, Labridae. The coding region runs from base 569 to 1171 and encodes 200 amino acids.
CUCCUUCUAGCAGCACCACUUCCGCAUUGGAGGGUUUGUUUUGCUUACGCUGGAUGUCAGAUUUCGCAGGAUAGCUGAUACCCUUUGUUCGUCAACGCACUUUUAGGCAUUACAGAAGCGACCUCUUCAUAGGAAACGAAGCUACGUCACUGUAUCGCGUGCUAACAUUGCAACAGACUAGCACGUGCAUGUUAUUUAUCAGUAUCUAGUUUGAUUAAGAGUGAAAGCUAAGGCUAACGUCAGCUAGCUAGCAGGCUAACAAAGCACACUAGUUUAAUGUGUUCAACAUAACCCGGCUGCUGCUUAUUUUCGUACAGCCUGUGUCUGAUGAGCAUAUUCAACCUGCAGCAUGGGUUAGCUGGACACUGGGAAUAAUAAGUCAGCACAUAAAGGUAGCUAACCUCAGCAGAAGAAGCCAGAUUCUUUUAAGUGUUGCAUGGGAAUAGAAGGCAAUCACAUCGUUGAUCCUCAUCCUGCUAACCACGUCAGUCGGAGAGCUUGAUCAGCCGUGCAGGGUUGAUGUUUUGGACUGUCACUGUCAGCGGAUCCUCCCACAGAGAGUCAUGCUAUGAUGGUGCUGCGGAGGUUACUGAGAAAGCGCUGGGUGCUGGGAGUAGUCUUCGGACUGUCUCUCAUCUACUUUCUCACCAGUACACUCAAACAGGAGGAGAGGACCAUACGGGACCGCACACUCUUAGAGGCUAGAGACCCAGACCACCGCAUCCCCUGGAAAGUCCGUUUCAACCUGGGCAACAGCAGCCGACAGAUCACUCAGUGCAGAAACUCCAUCCAGGGCAAGGCGCUGCUCACAGACGAGCUAGGUUACGUCUGUGACAGGACAGACUUGCUGAUUAACGGCUGCUGUAACGUCAACGCUCCCAGCAGCAGGCAGUACAUCUGUAAAAGCUGCCUGGCUAACGGCUGCUGCAGCAUCUACGAGUACUGCGUGUCGUGCUGUCUCCAGCCUGAUAAGCAACUUCUUCUCGAGCGCUUCCUGAAUCGUGCAGCUGACGGCUUCCGGAAUCUCUUCACCGCCGUGGAGGAUCAUUUCGAGCUGUGCCUCGCCAAGUGUCGAACUUCCUCACAAAGUGUUCAACAUGAAAACACAUACCGAAACCCUCAAGCGAAGUACUGCUACGGAGAGAGUCCUCCAGAGCUGCUCCCUAUAUGAGCCUCCGUCUGCAGUCUGGUUCAGGAGGCACAGGAGGAGCAGUGGGUCAAUAAAGCGUCCCUGUUUGGACACUCAAUGGUGCUUAAAGAAGAAAAGACCCUGAAACAAGCUGUUCACUUGGACACUUGUGCAUUCUGGUGGUGAAGAGAUCCAGACAUCCAAGAUCAACCUCAAACUGGACUAAUGUUGUACAUGAUUUGAUUAUUUUACACUUCAUAAGUGCAUAUAGAAGCUUCAUUCAUUCAUCCGUGAUGAUCAUCAGGUCUACAUAGCUGGCAGCUCAUCUCCAAGAAUCCACUUCACACCAGUCUGGGUCAUUAAAUAGGCUUCAUUCAAAGGAAGGAAAGAGCUGUUUGAUGUUUUUUGGAUAUUUUAAAAAAAAAAACAGCCAAGAAUGUGUCAUUAUUUCAGUGUAUCAGUGCAUGCAUGUGAAACUGCUAUUUAAUAAAUGUGACUGUGAAAUGAUGA